This is a messenger RNA of Fonsecaea pedrosoi CBS 271.37, 2148 nucleotides long. RefSeq lists its product as uncharacterized. The coding region runs from base 1 to 2148 and encodes 715 amino acids. The record is from RefSeq and is a predicted model, not a curated record. The transcript is spliced from 3 exons. Lineage: Eukaryota; Fungi; Ascomycota; Eurotiomycetes; Chaetothyriales; Herpotrichiellaceae.
AUGGCCCUUGAAGCGUCGGCGAACUACAGUCCAAUCCCGGUGAGAGACGACGACGACGGCACGGGCGACGAACAGAGACUUGUCCAAGAGGCGGCACACAACGACAUUCACCACGAUGCUCCCAGUCACCAGCGACAUGAGUCGGAAUCAACAGACGUGCCUGUCAUUGAGAUAUCUCCACCCCCUUCACCUCCGUCACCUUUUUUACCUCCUACAAGGCUCAACACCGAGCAGUCCGAUCAUGUUCCUGUGCCCCAGACACCUCCGCGGCACAAUACACAACCAGCCGCACAAUCGCCCGAGAAGCGGAGGCAUUCGAGUCAGAGUGGAUGGAGGGAACGCAUCUACAGUUCCAUCACGCCCUCACUUCACGAAGUCCUGGAGCUGAAAUACUCCCUUCACAAUACUUCGAGAGAGUAUAGACACGACAAACAACGAAAGCGGCUUUUGCGACUGACCAUUGGUGAAUGGGUCAACAGCCUGAUCCUCUGCGUCGUAUACUUUGGCAUCCUCUAUGCCUAUUCCAAGAAGUUGACCAUCAGCGUACCCCAACGCCGAGAGUUCAACGCCCUCACCACCGGCGUCUCCCUUCUUCUCGGGGUCAACUUGGCGGCAUCGUUGCGCAGCUACGCGAAGCUCCUCCGCUGGCGAAUCCUGGCGGCGUGUUACCGACCGCUCGAGACUUUCGAUCUCGUCAUGGGCUGCGACAGUCUCAUGAACGUCAUCAAGCUCCUCUGGAAGGCGCGGAAUCGGGAACGCCGAUAUCUGCCGUCGAGGACUCAGGUUCUUUGUGUGCUGUGGCUCCUGGUCCACCUGGCCGUCACCGUCCUGGUGGGCAUCAUCGGUCUGAACUACAACUUAGACACGUCGAACGAUUACGUCCUCACGCGGAAAGGGGACACGAGCAUCGUCGACCUGAACGCGCUUUCCACGGGCGACUAUCCGGCCGACCUGGCCGCCACGCAAGAAUGGGGUGUCCGCGGAGAAACCGCAACUGUGCUGAAUUAUAACAGCGACGUUGUCGAGUCUAUGCAGAGCUACUUCUCGUCCUCGGAUGGGUAUACAUACUACUACUUCCAGGACCAGAACGCGGACGACUCGGACCAGGUGAUCGUGUCAACCCGGUACAUCGAGUCCCAGGCUUACUGCCAAAGCUACGACGUCAUCCAAGGAGUGUAUGGGAACCUCUCAUACAUUGUCUAUCAUGACGGCGACAAACAUGUCAACAAGUCCCUUCCAGCGAGUCCGGGGCCAGGCGGCCUCCUGACAAUGUCAAAGUUAAACUCGACCUGCGGUUCAGGGUGUGUGGAAAUCCACACUUUCCAAGCUGCUGCGUACCCGGACGGCGGAAUUUACGAUGACGGAAUCGGGACGUAUUUCGUCUGCAAUAAUACUGUGCCUCAGGUCGGGGACGCCUACAACGAAGUCACGAUCGACUAUGAAAUAUAUGCCAUCGUGGGCAGGAUGCUCGCGGGGGCGAUCGGGUGGAGCGACAACCCUCCGACGGCCGACGGCCAGGAAGAGUACGCGGUGUACACGAACUCGUCGCAGGUGGGCUUUCUGGGGGCGGCCGGCCCGCUGGAGAUGGCGGACCUGAUCUCGUCCUUUACCAUGGGGGCCAUCUCCUUCAUGGACAACUCGCCGGCCAUGUGGCGCAAGACGGUGACGAGCACGCGGCAGCCCAUCGCCGCACAGGUCCUCAAGGUGACGUGGCGGUACGCGGGCACCAUCCUGGCCGUCAUCCCCUUUAUCCACUUUUGCACGCUGGUCGCCGUCAUCCUGUGGGCCAACAAGGCCAUCAUCAAGGACGACAGCCACCUCGCCAUCGCAAAGGUCUACCACACCCUGCUCGCCCAGCUGGGCGACCGCGGCUGUCUGCUCCGCGGCGACGAGCUCGUCUCCGUCCUCGGCAAUCCCCACGUUGCGUACGGUUGGCAGGCCAGCAGCGAAUCCGACGGCGCCAUGCACGUCGACGUCUUCCAGGGCUUGAUGAGGGUGGAGAAGGUCUUUGCAGAAGGCAUGUACGACGGGAGCAGCAAGGUGAAUGAUAAUAGCAACACCACCACUAUGACCACCACCGUGCAUAAAGGGCAGCACAAGGGUUUACGCAAUCGUUAUCGGGACAUCGACGCGGCGGAUUACUUCUGA